AAAUACAACAAAAACAAAAUAAAAAAAUAUUAUACAAGAAAUCAAAUUUGGAUCAUCAUAAUAAUUAAAAAUUUGGAAGAGCAUUGGAAAAGGAUGGGAAGGGAAGAGGAGAAAACCUCACCCACUGCGCUGCAAAAAGCAAGAAUCCCAUGUGGACAGAUGGCCACGUGGGCAGAUGGCGAGUUCCGGGAUGAGAUGGACAGCGUCACUGCCACUGCAUAGCGGAAGAGCUGCGAAGGCACCCAAGCCACCAAUUCCUGAGCCCCAUAUCCACCGUCCACUCCAAACCCAACGGUCCCCAGAUUCCACAUUCCAUAUCCACCGCUCUACUCUGCUCCUCAUGCUGCUGCUCUCCUGAACUCUGCUUCUCCUCCGAUUCCACCAGCCAUGGCUUCCAUGCCACCACUCGCCACUCCUUCUCUUCUUCUCCCUUCCUCCAAGCUUCCGCCCUUCAAUUCCCUACAGCUUCCCUGCUCCUCUUCCCUCAGUUCUACCCACUUUUGUCGCCUCAGACGCCAUUCUUCCUUUUCCUCAUUUCCUCCUCUGACACUCUCCAAGGCCGUUUUCAACAUCAAACCCGGUCCGCGAUGUCACCGCGUCAGAGCCUCAGCUGCUGGAGCUUCAGUUUCUCCAGCUCCGGCUGCUCAGCCGUGGCAGGGUGCUGCAAUUAAACCUCUGUUGGCUUCUAUAGCCACGGGGGUUCUGCUCUGGUUUGUCCCCGUGCCUUCUGGGGUGUCCAAAAACGCCUGGCAGCUGUUGGCGAUUUUCUUGGCCACCAUCAUCGGCAUUAUUAUGCAGCCAUUGCCACUCGGUGCUGUGGCCGUGUUGGGUUUAGGUGUUUCGGUUCUUACAAAAACCCUGACCUUCUCCGCAGCCUUCUCGGGCUUCGGCGAUCCCAUCCCCUGGCUCAUUUGCAUGGCCUUCUUCUUUGCCAGGGGCUUUAUUAAAACGGGUUUGGGCAAUCGAAUUGCUUAUCAAUUUGUUUCUCUUUUUGGUAGCUCAUCUCUAGGAUUAGGAUACAGUUUAGUUUUUAGCGAGGCCUUGCUGGCACCGGCGAUUCCUUCCGUCUCGGCUAGAGCUGGCGGCAUUUUUCUUCCGUUAGCGAAAGCCUUGUGCGUCGCUUGUGGUAGUAACGUGGGUGAUGGAACCGAGAGUAGACUGGGAUCGUGGUUAACGCUGACUUGCUUUCAAACUUCGGUGGUAUCGUCGGCCAUGUUUUUGACUGGAAUGGCAGCGAAUCCCUUGUGCGCCACUCUGACCCAAAACUCUAUCAACCAGACGAUUGGGUGGUUAGAUUGGGCCAGAGCUGCCAUUGUGCCCGGUCUGCUGUCAUUGAUAUUGGUCCCUUUCAUUUUGUAUGUGGUUUACCCUCCAACAGUGAUAUCCAGUCCCGACGCGCCCAAGCUUGCUAGGGAGAAGUUGCAAGCGAUGGGACCAAUGACCCUAAAUGAGAAGAUAAUGGCCGGGACUCUGCUCGUCACGGUGGGGCUCUGGGUUUUUGGUGGGGUUCUUGACGUGGAUGCGGUGACCGCCGCGAUUCUGGGAUUAGCUGUACUGCUUGUGACUGGGGUUGUUACGUGGAAGGAAUGCUUGGCCGAGGGAGUUGCCUGGGAUACGCUUACGUGGUUCGCUGCCCUCAUUGCAAUGGCCGGUUAUCUCAACAAAUAUGGUCUCAUUGCCUGGUUCAGCCAAGCUGUUGUCCAGUUUGUGGGGGGACUGGGACUGUCGUGGCAACUAUCAUUUGGCAUCCUGGUGCUUCUCUACUUCUAUUCACAUUACUUCUUCGCGAGUGGGGCCGCUCAUAUCGGAGCCAUGUUUACAGCGUUCUUGUCUGUUGCAAGCGCGCUGGGCACUCCACCCUACUUCGGAGCCAUGGUGCUGUCUUUCCUCUCCAACCUGAUGGGGGGCCUUACCCACUACGGGAUUGGGUCGGCACCCGUGUUUUUCGGUGCCAACUAUGUCCCCUUGCCCAAUGGUGGGGCUACGGCUUCCUUGUAAGCAUUGUCAACAUCAUCAUCUGGCUUGGCGUUGGAGGAGCUUGGUGGAAAUUCAUUGGCUUGUGGUGAAGUUCCUUUUUCGCUUCACUAGCCCAUCCCCAAUCUUUGCUAUAACCAUCCUUCCAUGUGGUUUUUAUCGACGUCUUUGUCGGGGCACUACUAUAGAGAAUUGGCCAUUUUAUAUCCAAGUCGAGCAAUCAUUUUUUCGCGCAAUGUCAUCCGGGAAGACUAAUUAUCACAAUUUCAUGUUCCAAUUCUUCCAUCUAUGCGUGGUAUGUGGCAAGAAAGUCAAGACAGUUGUCAGCACCUAUAUAAAAUUUAUGUAAAGCCACAUCUUUCAUAAAUUAUUAAUAUAACAUGGCAUAGUUUUUACAUUUCAAA
Molecule: messenger RNA, 2378 nt
Organism: Prosopis cineraria
Lineage: Eukaryota; Viridiplantae; Streptophyta; Magnoliopsida; Fabales; Fabaceae
Product: dicarboxylate transporter 1, chloroplastic-like
Exons: 3
Coding region: 388-1998 (536 amino acids)
Biological process (GO): transmembrane transport
Cellular component (GO): membrane
Molecular function (GO): transmembrane transporter activity
Source: RefSeq, a predicted model, not a curated record